AUGUACCAUGAUGACAAAAUGGAAGCUAUUGACAAAAUAGGCGCACAAGUUACCGAUUUGAACAUAGAAGAUGGGAAAGCCAAACAAUGUGGAUCCGGUAGAAUGGCAUCUACGAAGAGCCUGCUAAAGAACCGUCAGUUGAUGUCAGCAAUAACCCUCUACUGUGUCUUCUCUCUUCAUGACACAGCUUAUCUCGAGAUAUUUUCGCUUUGGGCUGUGAGCAGUAGAAAAUAUCGGGGACUAAGUUUGACAUCUCAGGAUGUUGGCGCCGUGCUAGCUAUCUCAGGUUUUGGUGUUUUGGUGUAUCAACUUGUGAUUUAUCCACUCCUUGCCAAGUAUGCUGGGUUAAUCAAGCCAUUUCGUUCUGCAGCGGUAUUGUCUAUACUUCUGCUUACAACAUAUCCAUUCAUGGGCAGACUAUAUGGUGUGGAGCUCAAAGUACUCAUCAACAUAGCUUCACUUCUGAAGAAUAUGUUUGCGGAAAGUCUCGCAUAUUCUUUUGCUACAAUUACUGUUGCGUGCAACAUUCUACAAAACACAGAAGUGAUACAAGAACAAAGGGGUGUUCCUAAUGGUAUCUCUAUGACUCUGAUGUCAAUCUUUAAAGCAGUAGCUCCAGCAUUAGCUAAUCUCUUGCCUUUUUGCAGGUUUUCAUGGGCUCAAAAGAACAUAACUGGAUUGUUCUUACCAGGUGAUCAUAUCUUGUUCUUCAUGCUGAACAUGGUGUCAGUAAUCGGGCUCUCGCUGACGUUCAAGCCAUUUUUCUCUAUGACGAGUGUGAUGAAAUGA
Messenger RNA from Triticum turgidum subsp. durum (durum wheat), 789 nucleotides. NCBI's taxonomy places the organism in Eukaryota, Viridiplantae, Streptophyta, Magnoliopsida, Poales, Poaceae. The record is from the annotation of a GenBank genome assembly.